Molecule: messenger RNA, 3107 nt
Organism: Williopsis jadinii
Lineage: Eukaryota; Fungi; Ascomycota; Saccharomycetes; Phaffomycetales; Wickerhamomycetaceae
Gene: SGD1
Product: Sgd1p
Exons: 1
Coding region: 1-2856 (951 amino acids)
Biological process (GO): ribosomal small subunit biogenesis
Cellular component (GO): nucleolus
Molecular function (GO): RNA binding; protein binding
Source: RefSeq, a predicted model, not a curated record
AUGGGGAAAAGAUCAAGAGAUGAAGCUGAUGGCGAGAGACAUGGGAUCAGAAUCCCAGGCAGUCUUUUGGAUGAGCUGAAGGGUGCGAAUGGCGGUGAAGAAGACGAUGCAAGAUUUCAAUCAGGUAUGGAUGGUAAGAAGAGGAAGACCGUGUCUAGAAAGGAAAGACGUAAGAUGGAGAGACAGUCGAAGAAAAAGAAUAGAAAUGACGUGAGAAAUGGUGGAAGACGUCAUGCUGAAGGUGGUGAUCCGAACAGUGGUGGUAAUGUUAGGGAUAAGCCUAAGAGUGCUAAAGUGUCAAAGUUGGAGAAGAAAGAAGAAGAAGACCAUGGUGACGGUGAGGAGCAGUUUAGUGAUUUUGGUGGAUUCCCAGAUGAAAGUGGUGAUGAGGAUUUACAAAGUGGUGACUCUGAUAAUUACGGAGACUUUGACGAAGAGUUGGACUCUGACCUUGAAAGCUUUGAAGAUGAGGAUGAAGAUGAGGAUCAACCGCAAACCGUGGAGGACACUAUGGCUGCGUUGAUGGCGUUGAAAAAUAAGAAGAAGAUGAAGAAGGACGAAAGCCAACCUCAAACUGCGCAGGAUACAAUGAAUGCACUGAAGCUCAUGAAGGAAAAGAAACAAAAGGCCAAAGAAUCAGAAAGUUCCAAAGAGCCUAAGAAAACGAAGUCAAAGAAGAGUGAGCAUAAAAGAGUAUUGACUCCAGAGGAGAGAAGACUUAUGAAAAGAGAUGAAGAUGAUAUGAAGUACUAUGCAAAGAAGUUAGGUCUGAAAUCUACAAAGAGCAAAGAUUUCAAGAAUAAGCAAGAUGAAGAUGGGCUGGGUGACUUGUUAGAUGGACUAGACUUCUUGGAUGCUUAUGGCGAUGGUAUCGAAGGUGAAGAAGACUAUGAAGAAGACUAUGAAGAAGAUCUAGAUGGUGACAAGGAAUUUGACGAAGACGACAACGAUGAAGAAGAAGAUGGUGAUGAGGAAGAAGCAGAUGAUGAUGAAGAGGAAGAGGAGAUCGUUGAAAAUCCAUUUUCAUCCGAUGAUGAAAUCAACUCUUCAGAUUUUGAUUCAGAUAUCGAUCCUGAAGCUUCAGAUGACGAAGAAGGUGGUGAUGUGAUCAUGGCAAAGCCAAAGGAAAACCCCUAUGCACCUGCUGUAUCAUCAUCUACACAGACAAAGACUAAAUAUAUCCCACCAGCACUGCGCGCUAAGAUGAACACUUCUGACAAUUCAGAACAAAUGGUGAAGAUUAAACGUUCUAUAAAAGGUCCACUGAACAGACUGUCAGAGGCUAACGUCAUGACAAUUGUUAACGAUAUCCUUGCAGUUUAUUUGGAAAAUCCCAGACAACUGGUCACUGAAUGCUUGACCACUGUUGUGCUGGAAAGUGUUGUCCAACAGACCGUGCUCUUGGACACCUUUGUCACAUUGCAUGCAGCGUUGAUGAGCGCCAUUUAUAGAUCUCAAGGUGUUGAAGCUGGUGCAUACUUCAUCCAAACUUUGGUUGAGAAAUACGAUGAAUACUACAAAGCCAAUGAAACAAAGAAAGCCAGCAAUUUAGUCACUUUACUUACUGCAUGCUACUCAUUCCAAAUUGUGAGUUGCAAGUUACUUUACAGUUUAAUCUCAGAAUUAAUCCAAGAGGUAAGUGAGAUCAACUCAGAACUUCUGUUGAGAAUCAUCCGUAACGCUGGUCAACAGAUGCGUUCUGACGAUCCAAAUGCACUAAAGGAGAUUAUCGUACAGUUCCAAAAGAAUAUACAGGUAAAGGAGACCAACGCAAGAACAAAGUUCCUCAUUGAAAGUAUCACCAAUCUGAAGAACAACAGAUUGAAGACGGUCAAUGAAAACACUGCCCAGCUAAUCACGAGAAUGCGUAAAUUGCUAGCUAAUGUGACGAAGAAACCCAAUGAGCCUCUACAAGUGACGUUGGAAGACAUUCAUUCUGUCAAUACAAAAGGUAAGUGGUGGCUUGUUGGUUCUGCAUGGAAGGGUAAUGAUUUACAGCAUCAUCAAGAGGUUGAAGUUAACGAAGAAGAACUGAACAACGUGCUGGACAGUGCAGAACCAAACUGGGUGGAAUUGGCCAAGGCGCAGCGUAUGAACACUGAUAUAAGAAGGGCCAUCUUCAUUAGUAUAAUGUCAUCUGAAGACUACAUCGAUGCCUUUACAAAAUUGGACAAGUUGAGGCUGAAGAGAUCACAGGAGCGUGAAAUCCCAAAGAUUUUGUUACACUGUGUUUCCAUCGAGAAAGUGUACAAUCCUUACUAUGGGUUACUAGCCAACAAGCUAUGCUCAAACCAUGGAACCAGAAAGACCUUCCAGUUUGGCUUCUGGGAUCUUUUGCAUGAGUUGGAAGGAGAGGAUGAGGAUGAUGCAGAUGGAGAUGUAGACUAUUUCAAACGAUUGAGUAAAGACAUUGGUGCAGAGGAUGAUGACUUCACCAUGCAAAGGCUAGUGAACCAGGGUAAAUUCUAUGGUGCAUUAAUGGCAGAGGGGACAUUACCCCUACACUCUUUGAAGAAUGUCAAUUUCCUUGCUUUGAACCCCAAUCUGAGUCUCUUUCUCGAAAUACUGAUGAUCUCUUUCCUGGACAACGUGGGGAAGAAGAGCGAGGUGUCCACGUUUGGCAAUGGAACCAAGAAGUCAAGAGCACAGGAUCUACAGUUCAACGACACGCUGCUUGUUGAAAGACUAGGAAAAUGCCAGAGUCAAACUGUUCUUCUGAGAGGCCUACAGUACUUUCUACAGGAAAAAGUGCGUGGUAGCGAUAUCAUUAGCGGGCGGAAGCAAAAGAGACGCGUCGACUGGGGUGUCGAUUGUAUCUGUGAUGUAUGUGAUGAGCUGUUGAAACAAGCUGAUUGAGUUGAGGGUACUAAGAACAGAGAGGGUGUUUUAAUUAGGAUAAAGUAUUGUAUCUCUAGGCUGGUUUGUGUAGACUUUGGUGAAUGUGCUUCCCGCCUAGUCCGCCUAGUCCGCCUAGUCCGCUGAGUCCGCCUAGCCCACGCAAAACCCCACGGAAGACUCACGAAGAGCACACGCAUACAAGGGAACCUACUGAAAAUUCGUGGGGUGGACAGGCACCCCCCCCCCUCUUCUAAAAAAACAGAGAAAAC